This is a messenger RNA of Phaedon cochleariae (mustard beetle), 3091 nucleotides long. The record is from the annotation of a GenBank genome assembly. Lineage: Eukaryota; Metazoa; Arthropoda; Insecta; Coleoptera; Chrysomelidae.
CAGCCUGACCGUGAAACUGACAUAAGUGAAAAGUGAUGUAAAUAAAUAACAAAAUAUAUUAAAAAAAUAGCAGAAAUACAUAUUUUCAUUUUGAUUAUAUUAAAUUUGAAAUAUGAUGGAAGAUCUGAAUGACAAGUUUUAUUAUUUAUAUAGUUCUUCAAUUCCAGAUAAAAUACAAAUUAAAAUGUCAGUACUUCAGAACAGACAUGGUAAUGGAUUUGCUCAUAAAUAUGAAACCUUUGUUUUCAGAGGAACAUUGGAAGGUAAAAGGCAAAAACCAGAGUAUGACAAGCUCCUAGCUGACCCAAUGUUGAAAUAUUCUGGAUUAUAUCAAGAUGAUUGUGCUGACUUGAUGGUAGUAUGCCAGAUUUUCGAUAAAAACAGACCUCUUGCCCUACCAGUUUCAACUUCAUAUAAGGCAUUCACUACCAGAUGGAAUUGGAAUGAGUGGCUGACAUUGCCAGUACAAUUCAAUGAUUUACCUAGAACAGCUCAAUUGGUCAUAUCCAUUUAUGACUGUUUUGGCCCCACUACACUGGGACCUGUAGGUGGAACAACAAUAUCUUUAUUUAGUAAGCAUGGAUUAUUUAGACAGGGUAUGCUGGAUUUGAGAAUAUGGCCCAACAAGGAAGGUGAUGGUAACUAUCCAACUUCAACCCCUGGAAAAGCAAAAAAUGAUGGAAAAGAACAAAUGCAAAGAUUAUCAAAGCUAGCAAAAAAACACAGAAAUGGUCAUAUCACAAAAGUAGACUGGCUUGAUCGCUUAACAUUUAGAGAGCUAGAAAUGAUAAAUGAAAAAGAAAAAAGGUUUUCAGAGUACAUGUAUCUGAUGAUUGAGUUUCCUACAAUAUCUGUAGAUAAUAUACCACAUCACAUUGUAUAUUUUGAGGAGAAUGGGGAAGAGAUUGUGUCAGUAAGAUCACAAACUGACCUAGUAACAGUUCCAGAUCAAGAAAUACUGAAGGAAAACCUCGUGGAAAGCAAACACCACAAACUAGCACGGUCCCUCAGGAGCGGACAUUGCGACAAGGAUGCCAAACCGACCGCUACCAUGCGCAAUAUACUCAACACGAUCGUCUCUUAUCCCCCCACCAAGAACCUCUCGAACGAGGAACAAGACCACGUGUGGAAGUACAGGUUCUACUUGAGCAACCAGAAGAAGGCGUUGGCCAAGUUCCUCAAGUGCGUGAACUGGAACCAGCAUAACGAGGUGAGGCAAGCUCUGCACAUGAUGGAGAUAUGGUCGCCUAUGGACGUGGAAGACGCUUUGGAGUUGCUGAGCUCGAAUUUCACUCAUCCGACCGUCAGGCGAUACGCCAUCUCCAGGUUACAACAAGCUCCAGAUGACGAAAUAUUCCUUUAUCUGCUGCAAUUAGUACAAGCGUUGAAGUACGAGAAUUUCAAAACAAUCCAAGAAGGCUAUGCAAGAAUCUCACCUGGCAGAGAGAUCAACAUCCAAGAGGAUAAGGAAGCGCAGCUGGAGAAGAAGGACAGCAAGGAGAGCAACAGCACCAUCACCAAUGAGUCCUUCCUGCACAGGUCAUCGAGCUACAAUGAAGCCGACCAGAUAGCUUCUUCGAACGUGACCAGCGUGAUCGAGAAUAGCGAUCAGAGGCCCACUAGUCUUCCAGAUAUUCCGCAAAAUCCGAUCACUGAUAGCGGCAACACAGACACUUUGCGCAGCCAGAUGAACGAGGAGGAAGAGAUACAGGAUCUCGCGUCGUUUUUGAUACAGCGAACGUGCAAGAACUUUCUGCUCGCCAACUAUUUCUAUUGGUAUUUGCUGUUGGAGUGCGAGGAUCAAGAAACUAAUUUGAAACAGGAUGUCAGUGAUGAAGCUGUUCGGACCAUGUAUCUAACGGUGAUGAAAACGUUUUCUCAGACUUUAGCCAAAGGCUCCGAUUCCAUGCAAAAGAAAAGACACAUUCUCACCAAACAACAAAAAUUCAUCGACAAACUAGUGAAACUGAUGAAAACAGUAUCUAGAGAGAGCGGCAACCGAAAAAAGAAAGCUGAGAAGCUGCAACAACUUCUAGCUGACCCCGAUGCGUUCAAGUUCAAUUUCUCGAAAUUCGAAACCAUUCCAUUCCCUCUAGAUCCCGAGGUGUUGAUUAACGGCAUCAUCCCUGAAAAAGCCAGCCUCUUCAAAUCGGCCCUGAUGCCCUCCAAGUUGUAUUUCAAGACGGUGAACAAUGAGGAGUACGUAGCCAUUUUCAAACAUGGCGACGAUCUGAGGCAGGAUCAGGUCAUCCUGCAAAUGAUCACUCUGAUGGACAAGUUGCUGAGCAAAGAGAAUUUGGAUCUGAAAUUGACGCCCUACAGAGUUCUCGCCACUAGCACCAAACAUGGAUUCGUACAGUUCAUCGACUCUGUUACUGUUGCUGAUGCCUUGGCAACAGAAGGCAGUAUCCACAACUAUUUCCGCAAACACCACCCCCUCGAGCACGGUCCCUACGGCAUCGCCCCCGACAUCAUGGACACCUACAUCCGCUCCUGUGCCGGCUAUUGCGUCAUCACCUACCUGUUGGGCGUGGGCGACCGCCAUCUCGACAACCUGUUGCUCACGCGGGACGGCCGGCUGUUCCACAUCGACUUCGGGUACAUUCUGGGGCGGGACCCGAAGCCGCUGCCGCCGCCCAUGAAGCUGAGCAAGGAGAUGGUGGAGGCGAUGGGCGGGGUGCAAUCGGAGCACUUCCAGCAGUUCAGGAAGCUGUGCUAUACGGCGUUCUUGCAUCUGAGGAGGCACGCGAAUUUGAUGCUGAACUUGUUCUCGUUAAUGGUGGACGCGAGCGUUCCCGACAUAGCCUUGGAACCUGACAAGGCCGUCAGGAAAGUCCAAGACAAAUUGAGGUUAGAUCUGGGCGACGAGGAGGCCGUACACUACAUCCAGAACCUCAUAGAAACGUCCGUGACUGCCAUUAUGGCGGCGUUCGUCGAGCAGCUCCAUAAAAUUACCCAGUAUAUCAGAAAGUGAGAAUCGUGAUAUUCAUUUCGUAUUGAUGUGGAGGUAUUUAUAUUUUGUAUAUACAUGUACCUAAUAGAGAUAUAGUUUUUUUUUUCUAGACCUGAACUCAAAUAUAGUAAUCGAUUG